Symbiodinium sp. CCMP2456 is the source of this 1632-nucleotide messenger RNA. NCBI's taxonomy places the organism in Eukaryota, Dinophyceae, Suessiales, Symbiodiniaceae. The record is from the annotation of a GenBank genome assembly.
AUGAAAAGUCCGAAGCGCCGCUGCGGAACCAAGACCUCGGCCGCACACGCGGCCAAAACACCGCCCCGACAAACGAAAGUCUCGGCAAAGAAGUUGAAGAAAGAGAAGAUGCGACAGGAGAAGAUGCAAGCAGCAAGUGCAGCUGCAACGGCUGGAAAGCCGAGGCCGUCUGCCCUGAAGAAGAAGGGCGAACCCCCCGCGGAAAGCAGGGACGCAGAAGCACCCCGAGUAAGCUUUGCCCAGAAGCCUCCGGAGGAGGUCUUUGUGGGCACCCCGCCCAGACCGACCCGAACGCGCAAGGAUGAGCCCAUGAACUCACCGCGGAUGUCUUUGAAUGAAGCCAAAGACAUCCUUGACGAGAUGUGUGCGGCGGAUGCGACCGAAGACGAGUCUCAGGAGCAGGAGUCGAGUGCUGAAGCAAGCGGUUCGGCUGCAUCCGAGGAAGAAGAUCACGAUGAUGAUCUUGAUGACGAUGACAAUGAUGAUGCUGCUGAAGGCAGCGAGGAGGAGGACGAUGAGGACCAGAGUGAGGAGCUCGGCGAAGGGUCUGAAGAGGAGGGGCCCCAGGGAUCUUCUGAGCCAGAGCAGGACGCUUCAGACGAGGCGUCAGGCGAAGGAGAUGGUGACAGCAGCAGUCACGACGACGAGCCGCCGCCGCCGCCGAAGAAAGGAUCCAAGAAAGCGACGCGAGACGAGGUUGCAAGGCAGCCAAAGGCCCCGGAGCCAGCAAAGCGCAAGCACAAGCACAUCGAGAAGGAGACACGAGGCAGGGAAGAGGAAAAGGGUGGCAAAAAGAAAAAGCAGAAGCGAGGCAGCCCGAAGAGAGAGGCUGGACAGGCUGCCCAUGCCCGGUCAAAGGGGCGUGGCAAAGAGAAGAAGCAGAAGCAAGGCAGCCCGGAGAGAGAGGCUCCCAGGCCUUUGAAGAAAAAGGCAAAGGAUCGUGCGCAGCAGGCGGGUCCAAAGGCUUUGCAAGCUGCCGAGCAGAAGCUGACCAUAAACAGUAAUUCACAUCAUACAGAAUACCUACGAUACAAACGAUGGGAGAGAUUCCCAAAAGAGCUGGGGGCACGCAUUCUGGACGAAGACUCUCGGAUGCGGCUCUUUGCCGACUACGUGGAGGCAAAAGGUAAUGUUUCCAAAAUCCUCCUCAUGCACCAACAGCAGCUUGUGGAGCAGCAACGAUCGAAAAUCCGGUAUGGAUUUCGUGGGGAGAAAUGGGUCCGUGAUACACAUGGAGACCUCAAGGGCGAGAAGAUCAUGGCACGAAAGAAAGCCCAAGGGCUGAAGACGAUUGCGGAUCCGGAGUCACCGGAAGACUCUCUGUACUUUGUGUUCGUCGAAAUUAACAUCGAUGACAUUCGCGAUCUUCAGAGGAUUACCAAGUUGGAAAUAACGGGGACGAUAGACGAUGAAAUGUUGAAGGCUUUCACUGAGGCUGGAGGUGUCCUGGACCCGACCAAGCAGCUUGCUCUGGGAACUGGGGUGCCGGCAGACACGAUGGCAAAAGCUUUGCAGACAGCGGGGGGAAUCGCAAGCGCAGCAGGGAAACCCAAGCCGUCGAAGAAGGCCAAUGAUGCGAGCAAGGCAAACAAGGCGGGGUAUCAGAGGAAAUCCAAACCAAACCAAUUCUGA